AUGGGGAACGCACAAACUCGCACGGAGACGUCACACCGUAAAAAACGACUCAGACGACAACGACGUUUGUCAGAGCCAGGGAUUGAAUACAAUGACAGCAAGCUACGACCUUGCAAAAUGAAGUGCUCAAUGUCUGGAGCGACAACACCAAUCUCGUCUACACCCCUUAUUCAAAUUAAUGGCAUAGAAAACACAGAAGGUGCGGAGGAUUUUCUGAAGAACAAGAGCAAUAGUGUGAACUUACCGCCUACAACCACCACCUAUCUAACAACUGUCUCUCUACGUAGGAUGCAAUUUUUGGGCUCGAGCGGCACGACAAGUAUGUCAGCAAGAAGCCUUGACGAUGCACGUAGUCUCGCCGAUCUGCACAUGAAGCCACUUUCACGAGCAAAAAGCCAUUCACCGCUGAAACAAAUGCGAACCUAUUCGUACAGAUCACUGAGCAGUGAAGAGAACGCUUUGGAUAAAACGGCUUGCGAUCUGAUCAAAAGUUCAUGGCAUGAAGCUACGCGGAAAGCGAACGCUACGGGGAGACAUUUCGGCUACUUUGUCUUUCAAUGUAUUUUCCAAAAAGAUCCUACAUUAAAGACUAUAUUUGGCUUGAAACCGCACGAAGAUAUUUCCGAUCUUCCGGACGAUCACGAAUGCAUUAGACAUACGAAGAUUUUCACCAACAUUAUCCAUUUGGCGGCGAAAAAUGUGGACGAAUUAGAGCCGCAAGUUGCGCCAGCCAUAUUCAAAUAUGGGGAACGUCAUUACAGCACAAAAGCGAAUGGUCAUAUGACAGAGGAGAACGUACGAAUGGUCUGUGCGCAGGUUGUUUGCACUGUAGUUGAUCUGUUGGGUGAUGAAGCUCAAGCGCAACAUGUGGAAGCAUGGAUUGAAAUGAUGAGAUACCUGGGUCGAAAGUUGCUCGACGGUUACGAAUACGCCAAACUCACCGCAAAACAUCGUAUCAGCAUCAAUCGCCACGACCAUCAUCUCUUUUUGAAAUUGUGA
Molecule: messenger RNA, 999 nt
Organism: Necator americanus (New World hookworm)
Lineage: Eukaryota; Metazoa; Nematoda; Chromadorea; Rhabditida; Ancylostomatidae
Exons: 8
Coding region: 1-999 (332 amino acids)
Molecular function (GO): oxygen binding; heme binding
Source: RefSeq, a predicted model, not a curated record